GAUCUUCCUCCCAGACCGCAAGGAUGUGAGGCUGGCCAGCCGGACACCGCUCGCCGCACGGGACGGACACGGCGCACUGGCGGGGAGCAAUCCGAGGGGACCCCGGGAGCGGAGUCAGACACCCCCGAAGGAAAGAAAUGAGGUAGCGACCGUCCCCGGAGCCGACCAUGCGCGUGCGUCGCCCUCGGCACCCGGUGCUGCCCGGGUCGAGCAAGCCGGGACAGUGAGCCGGCCCAGCCCCAGUACCCCGCGUCGGGCCGGAGCGAAGAUGCAGUGAGCCACAGCCGGAGUGCUGCGCCGGGCGCACCGCGGCCAGCCGGAACAGCGUGUGACUGCCCUCGGGGCCAGCAGCUGAUUCUGGGACCAGCCGAGCCGAGCUUCUCGGUCUUCAGCACCCCUUGCGGGUGUGGAGCACUGGCCCCUGGGCACACUCGCUAUCGAGUUUCCUCGGCUUCUAGUCUCAGCCCAGGAGAGUGUGAGUGAGUGAGUGAGUGAGUGAGUGUGUGUGUGUGUGUGUGUGUGUGUGAGAGAGAGAGAGAGAGAGAGAGCGAGCGAGCGAGAGCGAGCGAGCGGGGGCCCUUUCCACGUUCGCCCAGGAGUUCCUGCAUAUUCUUGCCCCGUCCCGGCUGCUUUGGCCGGGGUCCCCUCUAUUUGCACGCGCGCAUCUUUUUUUUUUUCCCAUUCACUCUCAUUCGGUCUUUCUCUCCUUUUGGCAGCCUAAGACUCUUAGUCCUUGUCCUUGCCCAGCUUGGGGUAAAUCUGUGCGCGCUUCCCCCCAACCCCCCCCUCCGCAGCUGAAUAUUUUCUUUUCUUUAAAAAAUUUUACCCAUAGCCACUUCGGUGGGGUCCCCGAGCACGCUACUCCCGACCCUCCUCUCUGCCACUGGGCCACUCCCAGCAGACUUUUAUUUUUCUGUCUUGCCCGGGCCGAGCGCGGCCAGGGCGGGUGGCCCAGCGAGGCUCGCACCCGGCGCUCCGCCGCCGCCGCCCAGCUGCGCGGGGGCGCCCUCCGGAGAUGCUGCCGUGGAAGAAGCACAAGUUCGAGCUGCUGGCCGAGGCGCCGCCAAGGCAGGCGUCUAAACCCAAGGGCUACGCGGUGAGCCUGCACUACUCAGCGCUCAGCUCGCUGGCGCGGGCGUGCCCCGAAGGCGCGCUCAGCCGGGUGGGCAGCAUGUUCCGCUCCAAGCGCAAAAAGCUGCACAUCACCAGCGAGGACCCCACUUACACCGUGCUCUACCUGGGCAAUGCCACCACCAUCCAGGCGCGCGGCGACGGCUGCACUGACCUAGCGGUGGGCAAGAUCUGGAGCAAGAGCGAGGCGGGCCGUCAGGGCACCAAGAUGAAGCUGACUGUGAGUGCGCAGGGUAUCCGCAUGGUGCACGCCGAGGAGCGCGCACUGCGCCGCCCGGGCCACCUCUACCUGCUGCACCGCGUUACCUAUUGCGUGGCGGACGCCCGGCUGCCCAAGGUCUUCGCCUGGGUAUACCGGCACGAGCUCAAGCACAAGGCGGUAAUGCUGCGCUGCCACGCGGUGUUGGUGUCCAAGCCCGAGAAAGCGCAGGCCAUGGCCCUGCUGCUCUACCAGACGUCGGCCAACGCACUCGCGGAAUUUAAACGGCUCAAGCGGCGGGACGAUGCGCGUCACCAGCAGCAGGAGCUGGUGGGCGCGCACACCAUCCCGCUAGUGCCGCUGCGCAAACUGCUUCUGCACGGACCCUGCUGCUACAAGCCGCCGGUGGAACGCAGCCGCAGCGCGCCCAAGCUGGGCUCCAUCACCGAGGACUUGCUCGGCGAACAGCAGGAGCAGGAGCUGCAGGAAGAAGAGGAAGAGGAGCACACUGAGGGCUGCCUGGAGGAGGAGGAGGAGGAGGAUCGAGGGGAUGAGGACACGGCAACUGAAGAGGCCAAGGCGCAGCGGGCGCUAGUGGUGGCCAUGCACUUGGAAUGCGGGGACUUGCUGGACACGCUGGAGAGUGGCCGCGAGGAGGCGCUAGGGGGCGGCGGGGACUCGGUGGGCCCCGGGGCCGGGCCGAAGUCUCUGCUGCUGGGCAGCGCCUCUGACGUGAAGUCCGAACUGUCGCAGCUUAUUAAUGACCUUGGCGAGCUCAGCUUCGGCAACGACGUGCGCAGCCUCCAGGCCGACUUGCGGGUGACGCGCCUGCUGUCCGGCGAGAGCACCGGCAGCGAGAGCUCCAUCGAAGGUGGGGGCCUGGACGCCACCUCGGCCACCGCCGGGGACCGGUCGGGCCCUGCGGACAGCGCCGGCCCAGAGGACCCCCACUAGGGCUGAGAUCCCAGCAGCCUCCUGUGCGCGCCCCUAGCGCCCCACCUUGACUCCCCACCAGUCUUUUCGGACAACCUCCUUACCCGGCCGUCCGCCUCGCCUCUUCCCACCGCACUCCUCAUACCCGCAGGAGUGGGGAAAUGGGACCUCUGAGGCCCAGAGUUACUCUGCCCCUUCUCCUUCAGCAUAUUUGCCUCUGUUUGAAGAGGGGCUGAAAUUGCCGGUGGAGAUGUGGGUGGGGGCAAACCCUGCACGGAGGAGAGAGGCAGGGUUCUGGGGUGGGGUGGGGUGGGGGGGGGUGAGGGAAGCGCCCUCUGGUUAGCAAAGUCCUACAGGCAAGAGGUGCCUGCCGGCCAGUUUCCUGUUUGUGGGGCAGCUGGGGCCUGAGGAGGAGGGGUUAAUUUCCUCUCCACCCCACCAACCCUCCGGAAUAUAACAGUAACAGGGAGCGGCCUAGCGCUGUCCUUGACAUGUCAUUAAAAAAAAAUCUGCGCUCACAAUGUUUGAGGCUGUAAAUGCCACCUCCUUGCCCCAGUCGUUUUGGUGUGAGAGCUUGGGUUGUUUACCUCAGAUUCAGACCCUUGAAAUUCUGCCAAAUUCCUCAAAUAAAUGUUUGGGGGUGGGGGGGGUGGAAUGAAAGUUGCAUUUUGUUUACAGUUAAAGACGUCUAAUAUCUGAAAAAGGAGUUUUCCUCUCAAAACACAUACCUUCCUCCUGCUCAAAAGAUCUCCCUCCAUGAUACUGUGUAAAAUAUUUUGCACUGUUGUGAAGUAUUUUUUGACUUUUUUUUGUACAUAACUGUGUUCUCAGAGCUAAACGUUUAUAUCUUUUGCUGUGCAAAAGGGACAUGUAAAAUGUUGUUCAGUUGUACAUACGGAAAUGUGUAUAAAACACUUUGUUAUUUUUAAAGAGUAGCCCUGCUCUGGUCUAUUUGCAUGUCCAGUGGGGAGAGAAUAAAGAGGACAAUGAAACAGAA
Suricata suricatta (meerkat) is the source of this 3260-nucleotide messenger RNA. RefSeq names its product family with sequence similarity 43 member A (gene FAM43A). The coding region runs from base 1016 to 2284 and encodes 422 amino acids. NCBI's taxonomy places the organism in Eukaryota, Metazoa, Chordata, Mammalia, Carnivora, Herpestidae. The transcript has a single exon. The record is from RefSeq and is a predicted model, not a curated record.